AUGUCCGGUGCAACUAUUUUUAUGACAAAUUAUUCAUAUUGUCUGAAGGUAAUUGUUAUCGUUCUACGACGUAAACGUAUCAAAGAUCUUAUAAAUAUAACCGAGGGAAAACUGUUUAUCCGCAAUAACGAUAAAUACGAACGUAUCGUAACGUAUUACACUUGGCAAGGAAUUUUCCAUCAUAUCACUUAUCAAAGCUUCGGUAUCAUAGCUGUAAUCUUCUGGUCAUGCACAGCAGUUGUAAAUCUGAUGAAACGGACGUAUCAACUUUUAUUGAUAAAAGCAUGGUAUCCUUAUAAUGUAACAAUUUCGCCAGCUUAUGAAUUUACUAUUUUACAUCAAGUCGUGGGUGUCACUGUAAAUUGUAUUAAUAAUGUAGCAAUAGAUACUUUUAUAACAGGUUUUAUAAUAACUGCUUGUUGCCAAUUGACACUCUUAAGUUAUAACAUCUCUUCGAUACACUAUGAAGCGGAGAAAGAAUUUGUUGCUAGGACUGAUGAUAUCAGUGCCGAUAAAUCUACUUCAAAAACUUACAACCAAUUGUAUGAGGAUUUGAAAAUUUGCAUUGAACAUAGUAGACUGAUAUCCGAUUUCGCACGAAAGAUUCAAGAUACAUUCGGUACUGUGAUAUUUUUUCAACUGCUGGUAAAUUGUAUAACCGUUUGUUUACUUGCAUACAAUAUAUCACAGCUGAAAUAUUACGUUCUAUCCGAUUUGUUUGGUAUGUUUAUGCAUAUGUGCUGUAUGACAUAUCAAAUCUUUAUAUAUUGCUGGCACGGGAACGAACUGUAUCUUCAUAGCAUGAAUAUAUGUUUUGCCGCUUAUAUGAAUAAUUGGUGGCAUAAUACCAAGGAUUUUAAACGAGCCUUGCUCGUUGUAAUGUCAAAAGCUCAACGACCUAUUAUUUUAACUGUUGGAAAUAUUAUGGAAUUAUCUUUAGAGAAUUUCGUUCUAAUUCUACGUACAUCGUAUUCCAUUUUUACCGUUUUAAAAACUUCUACAAACGCUUGA
Molecule: messenger RNA, 1011 nt
Organism: Habropoda laboriosa
Lineage: Eukaryota; Metazoa; Arthropoda; Insecta; Hymenoptera; Apidae
Product: odorant receptor 2a-like
Exons: 6
Coding region: 1-1011 (336 amino acids)
Biological process (GO): detection of chemical stimulus involved in sensory perception of smell; sensory perception of smell
Cellular component (GO): plasma membrane
Molecular function (GO): olfactory receptor activity; odorant binding
Source: RefSeq, a predicted model, not a curated record